This is a messenger RNA of Ciona intestinalis (vase tunicate), 3424 nucleotides long. RefSeq names its product follistatin-related protein 5. Gene Ontology annotation, molecular function: calcium ion binding; protein binding. Gene Ontology annotation, biological process: cell differentiation; regulation of BMP signaling pathway; multicellular organism development. Gene Ontology annotation, cellular component: extracellular region. The record is from RefSeq and is a predicted model, not a curated record. Lineage: Eukaryota; Metazoa; Chordata; Ascidiacea; Phlebobranchia; Cionidae.
AAUAGAAAGUAGAAAAUGCAUUCUAUUCGUUGUACCAUCUCCCGUAUGUUGGCGGUAGCAACGCUUAUUUUGGCGGUGGUUGUUGUUGCAGAGGGGGUAACAUCAUUUCAAUCAACCCAGACUACUGUCACCGAAAAGAAAGGUCUUGGAAAAAAGACGGAUAAGGUUUCGUUCCAACGACCUGGUGCCUUGAAACUUGAGCGACACGAGGAAAAUGAUCUUGUGCCACGGAAAACGAUCGUACAUCGUCGGCCUUUAUACAGAGGAGCUAUGAGCGCGAAAUCACCUCUGCUGCUCAAACGAAAGCCCCACCCAUGCUACUUUAAACGUUGCUACCUUGGCCAGAAAUGCGAAGUUGAUCAACGGACCGGCCGAGCAAGUUGUGUGUGCAAAAGCCAUUGCAAGGCUAUUAAGAAGCCUGUAUGCGGAACUGACGGCCUGUAUUAUGAAAACCAUUGUGAGAUGCACAGAGCAGCGUGUGUGAUCGGACAAGACAUUUACGAUGCUCGACACAAAGACUGCUUUUACCAACGAUCGACAUGUGAACUCCACGAUUUAGACAGCUUCCGUACUCGUCUCUUAGAAUACCACGAGGCAAAAUCUCCUUUCAGCCUCUCUGACGAGCAUUCUGAAGAUGCUGCUCCCCGGAGAAGAAGAAGGAGCACUGGAAGAUCCCACCACCAUCACAAGAAAGGAAGAAGGCAACCGACAGUGGAUCCAGUCGUUGAACCAACACGGAAAAUCAUUUUAGGAAGAUCGGAAAUGCUGGCAGAGGACGAAGUCAUGUCUGUACCGCUUGAAACAGUCGCAGAUUCAUUCGGGGCACCAAACGUGUCAGACCAAAGUACAUCUGAACUUCAAACCGCAAACGAUGAUAUUGUUCAAAUUGACAUAGACAGUCCGCCAAGUACAGAAACCCCUGCUACAGAUCUAAUCGAUGACCAAUCUGGCGGCGAAGAAAUAAGAAACGAUGAAACAUUGAAAGAGACAUCUAUCCAAGAGCAAAGCACUGUAGCUCCUGAAACCCAGGCUACCAACAUUAUUGUGUUCGGGGACGAUGGCCUCGUACCUUAUGAUGACAUCAUCACGAAUGACAUCAGAGGCGACGGCGUGAAGAGUAUAUUCCGCUUCAUGGACAUUGAUAUGGAUGGUUUUGUUGGUAGCGACGAAAUAUACCAGCUGUCGAUGUUGGAGGACUUGGAUUCAGUUUUCCCUCCACCUUGCUCUCUCUUCCAUCUCCUAAGAUACGGCGACCUCAACCAAGAUCAUGCAUUAGAUAUUCAGGAAUUGCUUAAGCUAUACAAUGUUACCGUCCUACAUCUGCCCGAGGAGAACCGAAUUGUCAACAAGGCGGCAAUAUACGGAGGUAGUGUCACGCUACAGUGUGGAAUACAAGGCGACCCGAAUCCAAUAUGGCGGCAUUAUGGAUACGACUUACAAGCACAAGGCGAGCCUAGUGUAGAAGUUGACGGCGACCAAAUGAUGAUUACACAAGUUACUCCAAGGCAUGCAGGCAACUACAGUUGUCACGCAAGGAAGCGACCAGACAUCGAACAAGUGAUUCGACUCUCUGUACAUGCAGCACCUCAAGUUCAGAUUUACCCACGAAGUCAACAUGUCGUAACCGGAAGCAGUCUAAGUGUUCUUUGUCACGUGAGGGGAGUCCCCCCACCCCACAUCACGUGGUUGAUGAACGGGGACGAAUUAGAAAUGGAAAGCGGAAGAUACGUCAUUAUGAGCAACAAUACGGAGUUGCACAUUAACGCUGCGCAGGAGUCGGACAGCGCAGCUUAUAGUUGCGUGGCAACCAAUCCUGCUGGUACCAAUGAAGAGAUAGGAGCUGUUUUUGUGGAAGAUUUGGUCGAACAGUCAGAGUACGCGAACGGAGAGAUUGCUGCAUUCUUCAUUUUCCAUGAACAUGGAAUUGUCAUUUUAGAUCCGAAGUCUUGUCAAGUUCUUCGACGUAUACAAGCAGACGAGACUUUGCCUGGUUUACUCAGACAGAACAAGCUAUGUCAGAUGUCAUUAGACGACGGUGUUCGCCACUGCAAUUGGUCCAGCGCUGUAGUAGUGGGAUCCAGGUUCGUCUACGUGGCACAGCCUCGAGAAAAUCGUGUCGUUGUUGUUGAUUUGCGACUACAGAGAGUUGUAGAAGUGUUGGCAACUGACCCGUUGCCCGUGGAGCUGCAUUAUGUUCGGUCAACAGACCAGUUGUUUGUCCACUGCUGGGUCGAUGCUACAAGGGAUCGAUCAAAUCUUCAAAUUAUCUACGCCGCCAGCGUUCCCGGGAUGCAUUUAGCGGCACAAAUACAACCUCUAGAUGGCGGCAACACUCUCGAUCUAUCUGUAUACAGUUUCUUCGUCGCGCCUGAGUGCCCGCUUAACACUCAGUCAAGAUAUGGUUACGUUCUUCACAAGGACCAACAGGCAAUAUACAUGUUAAACCUUGCCACAUUGUUGUAUGACGACGUGGUGAUUAACCUCGCCCCACAAGCAUGUACACCAAGGAAGUUGUUCUACCAACAAAUUGGAGGUCGCUUGCAUGUCACGUGUCAUGCCCAGGAAGGGGAACUCCCACGGACACUCACUGUCGAAUUAUUGACGGGAAAGGUGGUGAACGCCAUGGAGGAAACCGACUACGAUACCGAAUACACUUCUCGGGACGGACAACAUGUGCUAAGAGUCUACCCACACAAACAACAAGUUAGAGUCUACAAUGUGACCACAACUGGAGACUUAAGUGAAGCCAUUGUGUUGCACACUAACUUCGCUGUGUCAGAUGCUGCGUUCGAACAGCAUCAUUCUAACCUACGACAAACAACAGUAUACAUUUCGUCAGCGGCGCAAGCAGAGGUCAUGCACCUGGACGCUGGAACAGGUGACGUGGGAGUAAUUGACGGCCUCACUCGACCACUACAAGUGGAAAAGUUCCCAUGGAGCGACCGAAGUAGAAUGUUGGUAGCAAGUUCUUGGUACGACCGCCAUGUUGCAACAGCCGGCGAGAAUGGUGUUGACGUCAUAAAUGCUGAAACAAAAGAGAUUUCUUGUCGCCUUCAUGACGUCACAGAUGCGAUGGCAGUCACGUGGGUUGAUGGACGAUGAAAUAGCAUGGGGUGUUUUUGAACGAUUGUACAGCAGUGUACUCUGGUUGUUAUGUUGUAAAAUGUAUUGACUUUUUUCUCUAUUUAUCUUACUGUUAACUGUAAAAUUGUAUAAGACACCAAUUCGAAAAUUGCUGACAGUACCCGUAAGUAGAAGUUGGCCAUUUUGAGAAGUGUUUAUGACAAAACUUCAUUCCACAUUUAUGAUCUGUAUCCUUAGCACAAAAAACGGCUGAAUCUAUAAAUCUCUUGACGUUGUACAUAUACUUGAUUAUAUAAGCGCUGCACAAAACUUGAAUAUACUAUUAGAUGAACGACGACAA